AUGGCAGCGCCGGGCUCCCUAGGACUUCUCCAGGCGCCGUCCUUCGCCGCGGCCAAGUGCCGUCCGGCGGCAGCCACGAGCCGGGGAGCGGCGCGAGCCGUGUUCGCCGUCCGGGCCUCGGCGGGUUCCGCCGCCGCCAAGGACGCCGUGCUCAGGCCCUUCCGUGAGAACAGGGCUCUCAAGAUCAUUUCGGGGCUCCAGAACUUCGACAGGUCCAAUGUUGCGUCCGUCGUCACGGCUGCGGAUAAGGGAGGUGCUACCCAUGUUGAUAUAGCAUGUGACCAGGACUUGGUAAAGCUUGCGCUGGAGCUUACUAACCUUCCGAUAUGUGUAUCGUCUGUGGAUCCUUCAGCAUUCCAAUCUGCGGUAGAGGCUGGCGCGCAAAUGAUUGAGAUUGGAAACUACGACUCCUUUUACGACGCAGGCAUCGAAUUCUCUUCUGAGCAAAUACUGAACCUGACAAGGGAGACAAGGAAGAUGCUUCCAGACAUCACGUUGUCAGUAACAGUUCCUCACACUCUGAGCCUCCCAGAUCAGAUGAGACUUGCAGAGCUACUUGAAGAGGAAGGUGCCGAUAUCAUCCAGACUGAAGGAGGGAAGUGUUCUAGUCCGACAAAGCCUGGGGUGCUUGGCCUAAUUGAAAAGGCAACACCAACAUUGGCAGCCGCAUACUCCAUCUCACGGGCCGUCAGUAUACCGGUGAUGUGCGCGUCGGGGCUAAGUUCAGUGACUGCACCAAUGGCAGUAACCGCAGGAGCCGCCGGUGUGGGAGUUGGCUCUGCGAUUAACAAGCUCAACGACGUCGUGGCGAUGAUCGCCGAGGUGAGGAGCAUCGCGGAGGCUCUGGGGGUGACGGCUUCGAGGAAUGUGUCCGAGGAGCUGAGAAGAGUUCACAAUUAG
Triticum turgidum subsp. durum (durum wheat) is the source of this 900-nucleotide messenger RNA. Lineage: Eukaryota; Viridiplantae; Streptophyta; Magnoliopsida; Poales; Poaceae. The record is from the annotation of a GenBank genome assembly.